GGGGUUUUCUUUCCCAGAUGGGUCAGACAUCGUCGCAGGUGCAGGACGAGCUCAGCGAGCCGUCUGGAAACUUUGAUAUGGAUGGCAAUACCACCCCAUCAGCCACGCUAGAAAGACCCAAUUCAAAGUCACAGAAGAACUCCUCACCAAAACGGAAAAGAAAGUCGACCACCGAUGGCGCCAAUCAGCGCGUCUCUCCCGCGGCACCAUCUCCUCCAGUAACCCCCAAGAGCACGCAAGCGUCGCGGCCAGUGAAGAGGAAACGAAUCGUGGAGGCUUUGGAGAAUGGAGAUGCCACGCGAGAGGAAGAGUCAAACACGAACAACAUGGUUGUCGAGAUUCCAGUGCCCCAAAACUUGUCAACGCCGUCAUCCACACAUUCGAAAAAGAAAGGCAAGAGACAGUCGCGAUCAGAGCCACUUCAUCAAUCUCUUCCAAGCCAGUCAACUCUAUUGAACGGAGUAAAGGCAGCAUCAAAAUCUUCAGCUGUCCGAACGCCGCAUGGUCAGACUAAAACCAACGAUAAGGGCAAACUGACUGGUUUCUUCACCCCAGAGGAAGUUCAGGCUCUGGAGGACUUCAAGGUCGAAUUCUGCAAUAGUAAUGGACUAUCUGGGGACACGUUCAAUCGCAUAGUUCAGCAUUCUGAGCGCACCAAGAACAGUGACUUUCCCUGCGAUCCCUCGAUAAUCUCAAAACUUGAUUUCUGGAAAAAUGUCUACGCAAUAAACCCUGCCAGAGACCGGCGAUCAAUAUAUAGGUUCAUGAAACGACAUUUCCAGUCCUCAACACAGAAGCCGCACCACUGGACCGAGGAACAAGAUGAGGAGCUCAUCUCGCUUCAUAAACGCCACGGCCCCAAAUGGGUCUACAUCGCCAAGCUCAUAGGACGAAGCGAUGAUGAUGUUGUUCAGAGGUGGAAAAACCGUCUUGAACAUCGAGAUACAAUGCGAAGAGGGCCAUGGCAGGUAGAGGAAGUCCGUGGGCUACUAGAUGCUUUAACGAAUACCCGGGAAACCUUGAAGGGUAUGGGCCACAAUGUAGGAAAGGAUAUCUAUGAACUGCCCGAAUCCCUCAUCUCGUGGGGAGCCGUUAGCAACCACAUCCGCAAUUGGCGUUCCAGACAACAGUGUUCAGAUAAAUGGCGAAAGAUUGUCCGCAAGGUCAUGAAAGAUCGCGCCAAUGGGAAUCCCAACGCGGUCUUUGAUCCCGUUGCGGACUACCAACGGGCCCGUAAGACCCCAGAAUCGGAGAAAUCUCCUGCUGCGCCGAAAAGUCGGAGGCAAAAGCCUAAGAGUGAGGAGAUUGUACAUUCGGAAGAUGAAGAUUCUGAGAACUUGGAAGAGGCUGGUAAUGAAGAAGACGAGAAUGCUGCCAUCGCAUCUAAGUCCCUCAGGAAAUCCAAGAAAGGAGAGGAGUCCACCGGUCUUCAACGACCUGUGUCAAAACAGAAGUCGGCAAAGGGUGAAGAGGUUGAGCGUGCACCAGCCCCGGAAAAGCAGGGGGGCGAAUCUGCCCUAUACGAUGUCAUGUCUGAAUCAGCUUCCGAAUCCGAGUCUAAUGCUACAGAUAAUGAGGAAAGCGAUGAGUCUGAAGCAGAAUCAGAAGCUGGAGGGGCUGAAGGCAUGAGCACGAUCGCCAAUGAUACACAGAACGACGCCCAGAGCACGUCUGCGGAUGAAUCGGACCCCCAGUCGGACUCUUCUAGUGCCUCGAACCGAGGGGAACUCAAUUUGUCGAGAGAAGGAAACACGCUGAAAAGAAAAAGAACCACUGCCGAACCAGCCUCCGACAAUAACGAGGAGGUCAUUUCAGAAUCUCCUGUUGCAAAACGACUUUCUACCAGACCUACGUUGAAAUCAUUGAAAUCAGUGAUGAGCAAAAGCGAACAACCCAAAUCGAAGUCUAAUGGCGCCAGCAUCAACGAUGGUGAUAGUGAAUCUGACGAUGAGUCUAAUUCCGAUGAUUCCGAUGCUGAAGAUGCUACGAGCGAGGAAACCGAUGAUGAAGAAAAUAGCGAUGACAUAUCCAGCGCCGAUGAGGAAGCGCCUGGGGGUAACCAGGCGGCGUCAGUUACCAAAGGCCGCAUCGAAAAGAAAGCAAGUGAAGGAUUGACAGUAAAGCAAGACGGGAGGAGGGUCGCAAAACUAAAAGGCCAAGUUAUUACCGCAAGUGACAGUGUUGAAUCCGAAUCAGGAUCCGAAUCCGAAAGUUCUGAAAAUGAUAAUUCGGAUGGUGAUGCUUCUAGUGAAGAAGAAAUAGAUGAGAGCGAUAAUGAACCCUAUGAUAUCAAGGAUGAAUCUACGGUCAAGAGCAUCGAAUCGAAGCUAGAAUCGAAAAAGGGAGCUAGACAAGCCUCUUCAAAGCGAGCAGGAACUACAGAAAAUGAACCCGAGCGCGCCAGUGAGAGUGAGGAUGAGAGCGAGGAUGAGAAUGAGGGUGAAAGUGACAGUCAAGAAGAAAAUGGUCAACGCAAACCAGAACCCAGUAAAAAGAGCGCACCAAAAACCGAAACUUCAAUACCAGAAUCACAAUCCGAGCCCGAAGCAGAGUCUGAAUCUGAAUCUGAAUCUGACUCCGACUUUGACACCCAUGCUAUCAAAUCGGAAGCCUCCUCGGACCCCGAACAUGCCUCUUCCCGGCGACAGAAAACGAACUUAGGUCCUCGCCGUCACAAACGAGGUAGCUUCAUCUUCUCGUCAUCUGCAGAUAUCAAAAACGAAAGCGAUUCUGACGACGCCAAACCUAUCAAAGUUAAUAGGGAUGUUGGCUCUGGCAGUGACAAUAACAAUGGCAGUCAGAGUGAUGGCGAGAGCAAGAGCGAAAACGAGAAUAACGAUGCUAACGACAACAACGGUGAUAGUGGUAGCGGGAGUGAAAGUGAGAAUUAGGAUGAAACUGGACGCUACGUUAAGAAGGACAAACUUCAGUCCGUACCAGGGUCCGAUCUCUAAGAUGGGGUAGAUGGCAUUAAUUGCCCGGGGCUACCUGACAGAUCCUUUCUCUUUUUGGAUCCCUUUUUGUUGGACUUCAAGCACGCCCUGGUGAAGGCUAAUGAUCGUGGGUCUAUUGGUCUUCGAUGAUUGAAUGUGUAUGCUUUGAAAUCUUGGAUAAUAUGAAAGAACAAAAUGUGAUAAUGGAAAAGGAGUCUAUUGCCGGGUACUCUCGGGCUUUUUUUCGAGCCGGCAUACUUCCAUAUCCAAGCUAAGAUCAUAGUAUAGUAUAAUAAGACUUUACAUAACUACAGUUCAUCCUUCUUCCAACCAGCCGGUUCCUCAAGGACCUUCUGACCUUCUUCACCGUGGCUGUAACUGGGUUCCUCUGUGGGAAUACCGCCAGCGACCCUAUUGGCCAAUGCAGCAAUCUCAUCGUCAUAGGCCGUCCACUCUGGCACCUGUCUCCUGGCACGAUCCAACUUGGGCUCCUUGGUAAGUGGGUUAUUACAGAGAUCGAUCGUCUUCGCUCGGGCAAGCGAUUCGUCGGAACACCAAGUUUCACACCAUAGCCAGUCCUGUGGGAGGCUCUUGAUGGGAAUAUAAUGCUGCAUGUGAUUUGGCAGAUCUUGGUCGAGGUUACUCAAACUACCGGGGUCGGCAGACAGGGCCUGGUACUGGCCGCGCAAGCGGUCGCCGGCAGCCAGGGCCCGGAAGCGAGAGAGGUCGACAACAUACAGUGCGGAAAUAUGAUAGGGGAGUCCCCGAAGGAAGUUCUUCCAGUAUCCCUGUUUCCAGAACCGGAAGCCUUCCAUCUCCGUGCGCGAAUCGCACAUCGGUGUGAAGCCGUAGGGGGCACCUUCGAGAUCUAAGGUGACUAGAUCGUACAAGUCGGUCCUCACGAUCUGGUCUGCGUCCACGAAGAUGACUUUGUCUAGGGAGAGGGGGAAAAGAACAUCCAGGAAGAGGAUCUUAUAGCCCCAUAUCUCACGCUGUUUCUCACGCUGACCCCGUAGCCAAUGGGGCCACUUAUACGUGACCAUUUCGUACGAGAAGCCGUGCUCUUUGGCAAGGUGUGGGAGGAAGGAUUUGAAUGACGGUGACAGAAACUGCUCGAUGAACCAGAACUUGACAGAGUGCUUGGUGUUCCGCAUUACAGAAACCAUCAUAAUAUUGAGCAUGCGUUCGUAAAGGUGGCCGCUCGCAACAGAAAAGAUGUUGAUGUCUGCAUGCUUCUCUGCACCACUGCUCUUGGGGUUAAUGCCGACACCCGAAAGAACGUCUGACGCGAAAUUUAGUCCCUUCGACACAUAAUUUAUAGCCGAGCCUAGACGCGAUCCAGACUCUUGCAAUACAUCUUCAUCUUCAUAUCCCUUCUUGCGAGUCAAGCGAGGGAAGAGAGUUAUCCCCUGGAAAGAAAGGAGUGCGACUUCGUUGUUCUCGUCUCCAGGUUGUGGAGUAUAACCAAACCCUCCAACGCUGUCAAGGUUGAAAAUGUCCUGACUGCGCCCGGGUUUCAGGUUGAUUUUCCAGAUUCCUGGCUGAGCUUUGAAUUGAAAGUACCCCAAAUUAGCCAUGAUAAUGGUGUCCGAGAAGUGCGGGUUGUCCUCAGUCCCGAGAAGUAGUUGGACCCCUCUUGGAGGAGACUUGGUAGUCAGAUCUCGCGAAUGGCCUUCGAUAAGGAUAUAUUCCAAAGCAUAAACAGCAUCAACAUUAGCUCCCUUCUUCAAGGUACUCAGCUUAAUAUUAUCAAGAUCGUAGACGGACUCCUUCGGCGCUACGAGCCACGGAGAAGGAACAUCCAUGCCCAGUGUGAGCAGCGCCUGCACUGGUACCCCAGUGAAGGAUGCCUUGGGUUCUAAUAUGGAUCCAUCGCUGUUGAAUGAAGGCUCUGAACGAAGAACGUAGCGAUAGAACCGUUUAAUCGGGAGCUCCUGUAUCUCUUCGCGAGGGUUCAGUAGUAUCUUCAAAUUCACUCCAGCCAACUCUGAAAGUAUUUUAAGAACAGGCACCCAUUUCUGCGCUACUUCGGAUGUGGGAUCGAUGACGGCGACAACGCUGAUUGUUGGAUCUUCGACUUUCGAGAGCGUUAUCACAGAAUGAGUGGUGUUCCAUUGGUUGAACAUGUUUACUCGAAUAGGUGGAGGGGAAUCAAAGAGUCCUUCGGGGGUGUCGGAGACCAUCGAAAGAGCAGCGAGCGAGGUAAUUUUCGCGAGAUCGAGAGGUGAGGAAAACUUGGCAUCAAGUCCCAGGUCUUUUAGGGCCUCUAUGACCGGGGCUGUCCGCUUUGUACGCUCGUAAUUCAGCAGCUGGUCUAAAUCACCAGUUGUCAAAACGGGGUCCUUUGGAAGUGGUCCGACUAUUCUCCCAUUAACCAUGAGGCCGGAAGUCCCAAGAGCAAACCCAAGGUCUUGAGCAAGGGAUUGCUGAACUGCCAGAGAUUGAGAUAUCUCCUGAGUCUCUGCUUCGGAGAUUGAGCCCUCAGCGCUGUCAGAAUACUCCAACUUAGUCAUGAUUUGCGCUGCAUCUAAUUCGUGGUCUUCUUUGAAAGAACGGUGCAGUUUUGCUGAAGUGCCCAGUGAAGUGAACUCCAGUGUCCUAGGAUUGUGUAGAAAGAGAAUCUCGG
Messenger RNA from Monascus purpureus, 5559 nucleotides. NCBI's taxonomy places the organism in Eukaryota, Fungi, Ascomycota, Eurotiomycetes, Eurotiales, Aspergillaceae. The record is from the annotation of a GenBank genome assembly.